Messenger RNA from Paramuricea clavata, 599 nucleotides. NCBI's taxonomy places the organism in Eukaryota, Metazoa, Cnidaria, Anthozoa, Malacalcyonacea, Plexauridae. The record is from the annotation of a GenBank genome assembly.
AUCUACAAGAACCACUCACUCCGUCACAUUUGUUAACGGGACGAAGAUUACUGAGUAUGCCAGAGCAGGACAUUGGCAAUGACAUAUUAGAUCCCGAAUUCUCGUUAAACGAUAAGGACUUAAGUCGAAGAAUGAAGCACUUGAGCACACUAAUGAAUCAUUUCUGGACCCGUUGGCGUGACGAAUAUUUAAUGGAACUGCGCAAUUCACACCGCGGUAAGAACGACAACGGAAAGGGAACUAUCCGUGCGGGGGAUAUAGUUGUGGUUCACGACGAGUCGCAACCUCGAGCAUGUUGGAGAUUGGGCAAAGUCGAAAGGUUGAUCAACGGAGAGGACGGAAACGUGCGGGGAGCGAUCGUUAGAAUCAGUCCAAAGGGGAAACGGCCGACGACUUUGAAAAGAUCGGUACGGUUACUUUACCCACUAGAGGUAAGGUCCGACUCGGAAGCUGAAGAAAAUCGUUACGGAAAGAACGAACUUGACGAAGCGAUCGGAAAUGAAAUGAACCAAGUCGAAGUAAAGAGACCAAGACGUGAAGCGGCGAAGCGGGGAGAAGAACGGCGAAGGAAAUGGAUCGAGGAACUGAAUGACAGCUAA